UACUCGUAGGACUCGCAAGCGGCGAUUUCUCCGGUCAAAUGACGCUGCUCAUAAUACAGGUUCUGAAGCUGCAAAUGUAACCGGUCGAUCUCCUGUCGGGCCUCUGCCGUCCGUUGUUUGGUAUCUCGAACUCGGAAGAUGGCAUUUCGACUCUGGCCUCGGAGCUGGGCGAGGAGCGCAAAGAGGUGCUUUUGAACCGUCUGUGGCGACUCGGUAAUCUGGUCGCGGUCGAGCGAAGGGUCCAACAGCGACAGCAGCUUCUGGCACAGAUCCCAAGUCUCGGCAGCAGAGUUCAAGACGGGCAGCAAGGAGGGGUCGGAGACGAUGUCACGAAUGGCAGUUGCAGCCAUGGCGAUAGAUACAGGGAUGGCGAAUGAUAGGCGAACAGCGAAUAACGAUGGCGGAGAGAAGCACUUGGGGGAGAGACCGGUGGAAUGGUGGGUUGAACGUGGAGAGUCCGAGCCAACGGAUUGGACUCUUGAAGGCAAAUAAAAGUCCAGACGCAGGCUUUAGAUGAUCAGCAUUGAUUUAAGGCUGUCGAAAAAGUAGGUUCCUUGCUGGUCGCCGUCGGAGCAGGUCGUUUGGCAAACUUGGGGCCGAGCGAUUAAUUAAUUGAAGGCGUUCCCCACCUCUUCUUCCCUGUCGGCUCGUCUCUUCCUCCAACGUCUCUCCCCAACGCUUCUCCUCCUCUCCCCUCCACAGAGAUCGUUCAUUUUUCUUUAUCUCUCCUCGAUCAUUCUUUCACUUAUUACUUAGAAUCUGUCGUUUUGUUCGCUCCUUUCAUGCUAUGUACGAUUGAAUUCUCCUAGAGCGAGCGUGUGCGAUUAUACCUAUAUUAUGGCUUGCUCAGCUCAAUCUGUCACUAUCGAGUCCCAUCUCGACGAUGCCUUUUCCUCCGCCUAUGCUACUCCCUCCGAGGAGACCUCUCUACUUCGGGAUCGCAGACGAAGACACUCGUUUCACACCGCGAGAAAACUCUCCUGUGACUAUGAUGCGGACGCCAUUUUCCUCCGAGUCGAACUCUUCCUCGCGGAACUAGAGAGGCGUCUCCACUGGAUCGAACAGUACCGCCGAUCGCACAUGGUCCAGAUCGAUGCCAGCCUACGCCGAGCAUACGCGACUCUGGAAGACGUGAGGGAUUCUUGUUGCCAUGCCUCAGGCGAGCUGAUGGGAGGCGGCAAGAAGAGAGCUAAGAUUCUGGUGGAGACACUUGAGGACCGCUACAACGACGCCUUGGUAACGAAGGAAACGCUGGAACAAAAAGCGCAAGCCGGUGUACGGUUGAUGGAGUCAUUCUUGACCGAACUGGAGUCUCGUGCCCACGCCGUCCGGGACCGCGGUGUUUACGGUGCCCUGGACGAUGGGUGGAAAGCGGUCGACUCAACGCUGGUACAGGCAAGAGAGGUUGUGGAUGAGGGAAUGGAACGAGCACGCAUGGUCAAAGACGCUCUUCGUGAGAACAUUGACCGAGCUAUCCUGCUGGCUCAAGAGAAGCGUCUCAUCGGAUACUCAGAUCUGCCAGCCCCAUGGCGGAUAAACCCGCAUAUCCUCUCAGGCUACCGGUUCACCUCAUCGAAGGUCGAAUGCUUCACCUCCGUGUUUACCUUCUCCAACGAGCUCGUCAACAUUUGGUCCCACCUAAUAGGCCUCUGCAUCGUCCUCUCCAUCGCCUUUUACUUCUACCCUUUGAACCCUAACUUCCACCUAAGCACAAAAUCUGACAUGCUCGUUGCCGCGGUCUUCUUCUUCGCCGCUUGCAAAUGCCUGGUCUGCAGCACCCUAUGGCACACAAUGAACAGCAUCGCCAACCAACCCCUAAUGGAGCGCUUUGCCUGCGUCGACUACACCGGCAUCUCCCUACUCGUCGCCGCAUCCAUUGUCACAACCGAAUACACGGCCUUCUACUGCGAACCCACGUCGCGCUGGAUUUAUAUCCUCCUCACCAUGUCCCUAGGAAUCGGCGGCGUCAUCCUUCCCUGGCAUCCCACCUUCAACCGCGCCGACUUCGCGUGGAUCCGCGUCGCCUUCUACGUCACCCUUGCCCUAACUGGCUUCGCACCUCUCGCGCAGCUGACCUACGCCCGCGGCUUUGCCUGGUGUCUCUACUUUUAUGCACCUGUCAUGAAGAGCAUCUUAGUCUACUUCGUCGGAGCCUGUGUCUACGCCUCCCAGGUCCCAGAGCGCUGGAGUCCGGGACUCUUCGACUACUUUGGCGGCAGCCAUAACAUAUGGCACCUUGCCGUCCUCGGCGGGAUUUUGUUCCACUAUCUCGCGAUGCAGGAUCUAUUUGCAAACGCCUUCCAGCGCGCACAAGGCGAAUGCCCCAACCUUACUGCAUAGUUACCUCACCGCACCUUCUUUUCCUUUUUUUUUUGUUACAUCCCCUUCAAUUCUACCACAUAACCUUUCCAGUAUUACCGGUUCACCUCACCUUGGCUAUGAACUUGCACGCCGUGGCACGAUGUAUAUACGACUUAACUUUGGGUUGUCCCCUCCCCGCAAAACAAAACACUGCACUCUAAACACCAUUCAGGCAGAUAGAUCUAUAGAUACACAUAGCCGCCUUGGUUUCCUUUCUCUUUUUAUUUCCCCCUCUCUUACAUCUUAUUCUCUGGAUCCCUCUUUCUCUGUUAUUUAUAGCGUUAAUCUUAGAUUCCUUUUCUUGUGCAUCAGCUGAGCUUGGAUACGGUAGCUCGGCUCUGGCUCGGUUCAAGUCGCGGAGGGGAACGAAUGGGAACUAGGCAGAUUAGACGGGGGAAGAGCAUUUGCAUGAAUGGAGUUUCUUUUUU
Aspergillus calidoustus is the source of this 2789-nucleotide messenger RNA. The record is from the annotation of a GenBank genome assembly. Lineage: Eukaryota; Fungi; Ascomycota; Eurotiomycetes; Eurotiales; Aspergillaceae.